AUGAUCCAACCGGACGAUGAGCCGCCAUUGAAUGCCUCCCCGAGCUUCAGCCUCGGCAAGGAAGAGGCCGCAGAAGCUAUGGAUGACUUCGAUACGCAAAGCCGCACGAGUUCCCGCGAUCCCGGUAGCACACAAACCGCCGACCCCGCGCUAGCCGACAACGCUGCACUAGACGCCCACCGUGACGAUAACGCCGACCCGUCCAAUUUCGAUCCCGAUGGCGAUAAGCCAGCCUGGAGUGAAAUGAAGACCAAGGCUGGCAAGGAGAGGAAGCGCUUACCGCUGGCUUGUAUCGCAUGUCGCCGCAAGAAGAUUCGCUGCUCCGGCGAGAAGCCGGCAUGCAAGCAUUGCACUCGGUCUCGGAUUCCGUGUGUUUACAAGGUCACUACCAGGAAAGCGGCGCCCCGCACUGAUUACAUGGCCAUGCUGGACAAGCGACUGAAGCGAAUGGAAGAUCGCGUGAUCAAAACAAUACCCAAGGAGGAAACGAAGGAUAUGACCGCCAUCGGUAGAUCAACUGUGAAGCCCUCGACCGCCAGCCAACCGUCCAAGGCGCAAAAAAAGCGAAGUGCCGAUGAGGCAUUUGCAGCAGAAAUGGAUGGCUGGGCUCGCGGGGACAGGCGGGCGCCUCAAGACUCGUUCCCCAUGAAUCGCGAAGUGAAGUCCACCGACGGGAGUGGACUGUUAACCGAGGGAGCCGAGUUCCUGCCCUCAUUAGAGAUUCAAGAGCACCUUGCGGAGGUGUUCUUUGAUUGUGUCUAUGGGCAGUCUUACCUCCUACUACAUAAGCCUAGUUUCAUGCGGCGCCUAAAGGCGGGCACGAUACCUCCUGUCUUGAUUCUGGCCGUCUGUGCCGUGUCUGCCCGGUUCUCAACGCAUCCGUUGCUCAAUUCGGAGCCGCAGUUUUUGCGCGGAGAGAACUGGGCCAACCCUGCUGCGGCUAUUGCCUUGAGUCGACACGACGAACCGAACAUCACCAUCUUGACUGUGUUUUUGCUUCUUGGCCUCCAUGAGUUUGGGACCUGUCAUGGUGGACGAAGUUGGUCUUUCGGGGGCCAAGCUUUAAGGAUGGCAUAUGCCCUGCAGCUUCAUCAGGAGCUUGAACAAGACCCUAUCCUCGGCCAGAAGACUGGCAAUGGCUCACAACUGAGCUUCACUGAUCAGGAAAUCCGCCGACGCACUAUGUGGGCAUGCUAUCUGAUGGAUCGCUAUAACUCGUCUGGUAGUCAGCGUCCACCGAUCGGAAACGAAAAGUUCCUACAAAUCCAGCUUCCUAUACAAGAAAACCACUUCCAAAUGGAGAUUCCGGGCCCCACGGAAGACCUGGAUGGUGACAUCCUCAAUCCCACACCCGAAGAUUCAGGACAGCUAUCUAAUGCCAAAGACAACAUGGGUGUUUCAGCGUACAUCAUCCGGGCAAUCGUGAUCUGGGGCCGCAUUGUUGACUAUCUCAAUCUCGGCGGUAAAAGGAAAGAUUUGCAUCCACUAUGGCAUCCAGAGUCGGGUUACAGUCGUCUGAAGGGGCAGAUUGAAGAAUUCUCUGCCACUCUCCCCGCCCCUAUGACAUUCACAUACGAAAAUCUGCAGAUCCAUGCAGCUGAUAAGAUUGCAAAUCAGUUCUUGUUUUUGCAUAUCAUCAUGCAUCAAAACAUGCUAUUUUUGAAUCAGUUUGCUAUUCCGUUAUCUCCGGGAGGACGUCCCCCAAGAGAUAUGCCCAGGCCUUUCCUCAGCAAUGCAGGCCGAGCCGCGGUGGAAGCGGCGCAUCAUAUCUCUGUGCUGUUCGAUCGGGCUUCCGCGUAUCCGCUCACUGUCCCAUUUGCUGGCUAUUGUGCCUACUCUGCCAGCACAGUCCAUAUUUGGGGGAUUUUCUCGAAGAAUCCACAACUAGAGGCACGUUCUAAGGAGAGUCUUCGUCACACCUACCGCUAUCUUAACAAAAUGAAGAAAUAUUGGGGGAUGUUCCACUACAUGGUCGAGAGUGCCAAGGAUCGAUAUCGGCAAUUCGCCGAUGCAGCUAUCAAGGGCUCUGUGGCCGUUCAGAAUGGCACUUCGUUAGCACCAAUGUUCCAAUAUGGAGACUGGUUUGCUAAGUACCCCCACGGUGUGUCGAGGGUACACUGGGAGGAUCCUGACACCCGGCACAAGGAGACGGGCGAGGACGCAGUGAUGGGCCAGAAGCCUGAUCUCCAAAGCGUGGAGGAUUUCUUUGCGAGCCUCUCCCCCACACCUCAGUCCAGUGUGCCGCGCAACUCCCGAGCUCGCAGAAAUAGCAAAUUAUCAGACGGCGUCCCAAACAUGGAUCAAACCUCACCACAAUCCAUGAUGGAAGUCACAAUGGGUAACUCAGGUGUCCCAGGCAGUGCAUUCCCACAGGCAUCCACCUUUCACCAAGGCCGACAAAUGCCUUUCGGCCAGCCACCAUUUGACUUCACAAUCCCAACCGACCAACUCCCACAACUGGACCGACAAUUCGUCUAUGGGUCGUUCUCCGAAUUUGACCCUACCUCUUUCGUCCCAAACAACCCCUCCAUUCCACAAGUCAAUGGUGCCGAAGUCCCGAACGCCGGGCAAGAACCCGACCAAGCCCUCUUCACCGGCCAAUUGGACCCAAGUGCACCCGCCGGAACGGGCGAGUUCUACCAGCCCAGCGCAUGGUUCCUCCCCUUCAACCUCGACCCCAUCGGUGGGAACCCACCUCCACAAGCCCCGCCCCCUGUUCCAGGCCCUAGCAACGGCGGAAAUGCCCCUCCUGACAUGCCCCCCGUGCCAGAGUUUGGCGCUGGCGGUAUGCCCUUGAGCGCAUAUGAUCUUGGACUUGGGCAAAACCAGCCACAGUGA
Messenger RNA from Penicillium olsonii, 2838 nucleotides. Lineage: Eukaryota; Fungi; Ascomycota; Eurotiomycetes; Eurotiales; Aspergillaceae. The record is from the annotation of a GenBank genome assembly.